This is a messenger RNA of Bombus pyrosoma, 1336 nucleotides long. Its product is annotated as queuosine salvage protein. The transcript is spliced from 6 exons. The coding region runs from base 47 to 1057 and encodes 336 amino acids. NCBI's taxonomy places the organism in Eukaryota, Metazoa, Arthropoda, Insecta, Hymenoptera, Apidae. The record is from RefSeq and is a predicted model, not a curated record.
AUUAUUUUCAAUUCACUAUUAACUACGCUGUGAUACUUCCUCAACAAUGAUUUUAAUGCCAAAGGAAUCCGCAAAAUUAAUAGAUGUUUGUUCUAAGGAUGUUUCCGUUGAAGAAGAAGGAAUCAAAAAUCUUGCUUAUGCGGUUUUUGAAGCCCUUAAUGAUCGCAAAAUAAGCGUGAACAAUUUUUCACAAUGUCAGUUUCACCCUUCUCCCGAUGAUCUAAAGGCAGUCGAUUGGAUAUUUGUCUUGGACACAUUGAAUUAUUCCUUUUGGAGUAAAACGAAUUGUCCAAAAUGGACUGUUAAUGGCCAAACUGGGUAUUUUGCCUUGUGUGCUGCUAUUAAGAGAGCUGUAGAUGAGGGAAAACCUAUAGUCGACCCCAAGUAUUAUUCUCAGAUAACGAGAUCCGAAGCUGAGCAUAUUUUUCGUGGCGAUACUGAAACUAGUAUCCCGCUGUUAGACGAAAGAGUUAAAUCCUUGAGAGAUGCCGGAAAGGUUUUGUUAGAAAAGUAUCAAGGUACUUUUACCAACUGUGUGAAAUCGUGUUCGCGCUCAGCCGAAAAAUUGCUGAAAUGUAUCGUGGAAGAAUUUGAGUCUUAUCGAGAUGAGGCAGACUACAGAAUUCACAAAGUUAGCUUCUACAAGCGGGCACAAAUACUGAUAGGCGACAUUUGGGCUUGUUUCAAGGGGCAGGGAAUCGGUGAAUUUGAAGACAUAGACUGCAUCACGAUGUUCGCUGAUUAUCGUAUUCCACAAGUUCUACUACACUUUGGUGCUAUUCGUUAUAGUAAUACUCUUCUGAGCAGACUACAGUCUGAUAUAGAAUUAGAAAACGGUAGCGAAGACGAGAUCGAAAUUCGAGGUUGCUCUAUAGAGGUUAUCGAACGGGUCAAGGAUGAAGUGAGAACUCUAAUCGGGCGCUACCCUAAUCUAGCGUUAAAAAAAUCAGACAUUAACGCGAUAUUGAUCGAUCAUUUUCUAUGGGAUUAUCGGCGAGAACACGCCGCUGAGUUAGAAAGUAUACCGUUCCAUAAAACUAGAUGCAUAUAUUACUGAGCAUAUCACGUGUCUCGUAAUUAGUAUUUAAGGAAAAAACUUUGAAAAUUGCCUAUCACGCGUAUAAUAAUUUUACAAAUUACAUAUCUAAAUAUACGAUGUGUAUGGCUAUCUCAUUUUAUAGCUCUCCAACAAAAAGUAGUAUUUUUACAAUUAUGAAAGAUGCUGAUAGAAUACAUAUACUGAUUUUAUAGUUAUACAGACACUUAUGUACGUGCACGUAUUCAAAUAAAAUACUCAUCAUAUUUUAGCAGGUUUUUAAAUAAUUUCUUCUAAAUG